AUGGAGGAUCAGAUAUCUGAGACAGAAGAAUGGGCUGACACGGUACAAGUAUUCUACGAGCCUGACAAGAGAUGUAUCUACAGGGUUCCCAACAAACUCCGCAAAGUAAAUGAAGCAGCAUACACUCCUCAAUUAAUUUCGAUAGGCCCUUUCCAGCAUGGCAAACCAGAACUCAAGGACAUGGAGAACCAUAAAAAAAAAUAUUGUGAGAAUUUUUUGGCACGUUCUCCGAAGACAAGGGAUGAACAAAAAUGUUUCAUCAAGGAUUGUCAAGGAAAGAUUCUUAGUUGUUAUGCAGGGACAAUUAGUCAGGGUGACAAUACCGACUUUCUGGACGUAAUUCUAGUUGAUGCUGGCUUCAUCAUUGAGCUCUUCUUGAUGAAUUCCGAAAACCCUGAAAAUGAUUAUCACAUAUUAAGAUCACCGUGGCUGAGGAAAGCUAGGACCUCAUACUGUUCGAAAAUCAGCUUCCUUAUUUUAUUCUUCAAAACCUGUAUGACUUUUCCAGGCCCGUCUCUUGUUUCCAACCCUGGAACGAAGUGCAAGCACAAGAACAGGCCAAUAGACGACACAGAUGUAUUGAUCUUGAUCAGAUAUGUUACUGCUUGCCUUGCUGUCGUCGAACUCAACCCCAUGAUUAUCCUGUAG
Prunus armeniaca (apricot) is the source of this 648-nucleotide messenger RNA. The record is from the annotation of a GenBank genome assembly. NCBI's taxonomy places the organism in Eukaryota, Viridiplantae, Streptophyta, Magnoliopsida, Rosales, Rosaceae.